UCAUUGAUCACGCAAUCCCACUCACUCAAUCACUCUAUCUCUUUUUUUUUUAUAUGUACGAGUAGUAUACAUAUAGCAUAGUAGUGAUAGGUCUAAGACUUUCUUAAUCUUUCUCUCUGUCCACAACACUUCCUUGUCGUUCUUAUUGUUGAAGAUGAAGAAGAAUUUGAAUCUCGAACUUCACCUUUUCACUCCUUCCAUUGCUUCCAAUCAUCGUACCUCAAUGGAAAAAGAAGCACAUGAUCAGCAGCAGCAGCAUCGGCCGCUGACCAUUGUCUAUGAUGGCAAGGUCUGCGUUUCUGAUGCCACUGAGAAUCAGGCCAGGUCUAUUUUAAUGCUUGCAAAUAAAGAAAUGGAGGAAAGAGUGAGGACACCAACCCGAUCGUUAUCAGAGCCAUCUUCACCAGCAGUAUUUACGAACUUGUAUAGUCCUGGAACUUCUCUUUCCAUGAAAAAAUCACUGCAGAGGUUUCUCCAAAAGAGGAAGAAUCGGAUCCAAGAAGCAUCACCUUACCAUUUUAAUGAGCAGAAUUGAUUCAUUAAGAUCAACUAUAAAUAAAAUUUUUGUUUAAUUUGGUGUGUUAAGAGUACUAUAUGUAUGUCUUUGUCAAAUUGUCAACUGCUUGUAAAUUAUGUAGGAUUGUACAUCAUACAUUCUUGUGCAUUACUCUGAAAUUUGCAUUAUGUUUUUUU
Lathyrus oleraceus (garden pea) is the source of this 693-nucleotide messenger RNA. RefSeq names its product protein TIFY 5A. NCBI's taxonomy places the organism in Eukaryota, Viridiplantae, Streptophyta, Magnoliopsida, Fabales, Fabaceae. Gene Ontology annotation, biological process: response to wounding; regulation of defense response; regulation of jasmonic acid mediated signaling pathway. Gene Ontology annotation, cellular component: nucleus. Bases 155 to 535 code for a protein of 126 amino acids. The transcript is spliced from 3 exons. The record is from RefSeq and is a predicted model, not a curated record.